AUCUCACCCUGCUUGUCCCUUCCAUUCCGAGUAGGAGUGUCACCCCUUUAACCUCUGCAAAACUAAUUAUUGCCAUCAAAAUAAAACCUGUCUUUGUUUAUAUGAUAUAAUUUACCGAAAAAAUACGAAAAAAAUAUAUGGUAUAUAUCGAUGAUGUAAAAAUAAUUUUUUUUCGGGUAGUUCAAACUUUGAACUUGGUUUGCUGUAACUUUGACUUUGGGAACAAAUCUUGAGGCGUCUUUCAGUCCUCGUGGUGAACCAAGGUGCAAUUCUCACACCAAACAUUUAAUUUCAUUUACAAAAGAACCACUUUUACAUUCCGUAAACCGUAACGAGCGAUUUUAUAAGAAUACUGGGAUUGUUGUCUCUUUUUUUCGAUUACUUAUACUUAACAUAAUAACCUCAUAUGUUGAUAAAAAGUAUAUUUAGGACCAUUUCUCAUGUCAGUGGUAGACAAAUAACUGGGACCAAUACUCAUAGCAGCAUGUUUAUUAAAACAAAAUACAUAUUUAUUUUAUCAACAAAGAUACCUAAAUCGAAUGUAUAUAACCAACUUCGCUAUCUUUGUUCUGCUGAACACAAAUGCACAACAGAAACAAUUAAAACUUAUACCACUGAGCUUGCAAAUAAUGUGACACCAGACAGAUAUCGGUGUAUGAUGAGAAAGCUACCUCAAACUGUUGUCCUGAUAACCACCGCAGUGUUCAAACCAGAAGCUGACCAUUGGUUUAAGAGAGGUUUAACCUGUAGUUCAUUACUCAGUAUUUCCCUUCACCCUCCUAUUGUCUCAUUCUGUUUACAUAAACACAGUCAAAUAUCAAAACUUCUUCGUCAAAGUCAACAAUUUGCUGUCAAUUUUAUAGGAGAACAUCAGGUGAAAUGUGCAGAUAUUUUUUCCACUCCACCACAACAAGAUGAAGAUCAGUUUUCAGGCGUGUCACACUAUCUCACUAAAGAAGGUCUUCCUGUCUUAAAUGGAACACCUGCUUUGUUGUGCAAAGUCAACUGCAUCCACAAUGUUGAGGACCGUUGUGUUUGGUAUGGGCAGGUUACAGAAUUACUUGAGGAAAGUGGAGAUAACAACCCAGUUCUGCACUACAACAGGGCUUAUCACAAAGUUGGUGCAUUAAUUAGUGCAACUGCUCCUCCUUCACAUAUCGCUCCAGAUCGACUUACUAAUUACCUUCAUUUAAUAUGGUCUCAGGUAAAAGAACAUGGUAUACAGAAUUCAGCUUAUUGUAUAAGAGAAAGCUUGCAAAAGAAUAUUCCAAUAAAUGAUUCUAAUUGGCAUGAAACUGUGAUCCAGUUUUAUAUAGACAUGGUACAGAAUGCUUUGAAAACUGAAACUGGCCAUAUUAACACUUUUGAAGAAUUUCUUCUGAAAAAUGAAGAAUUUGUAAAACCACAAGAAUUGCUAUUUAAAUAUUACAGUGAAGAUAUUAUAUUGUCUGAAGAGUCUAGAAGAAGAUAUCUCUCACCAAACAAGAAGUCUCUUCCAGUAUUAUAGUUCUUCAAUUUCAAUAUUGAUUACUGUAUUUAUUUUGUAUGGACAAAAUAGAAAACAAAAACCCUGACAAGAAGCUUUCAAUAAAUGAAGGAAACCACUGUCAUCACAGAAGGCGGCAUUGUCAAUGUCUUUGGUCUUACAGCUUGUUCUAUUUUGU
Molecule: messenger RNA, 1664 nt
Organism: Octopus sinensis (East Asian common octopus)
Lineage: Eukaryota; Metazoa; Mollusca; Cephalopoda; Octopoda; Octopodidae
Exons: 10
Coding region: 407-1507 (366 amino acids)
Molecular function (GO): riboflavin reductase (NADPH) activity; FMN binding
Source: RefSeq, a predicted model, not a curated record